Syngnathoides biaculeatus (alligator pipefish) is the source of this 2791-nucleotide messenger RNA. Its product is annotated as E3 ubiquitin-protein ligase RNF14-like. Lineage: Eukaryota; Metazoa; Chordata; Actinopteri; Syngnathiformes; Syngnathidae. Gene Ontology annotation, biological process: protein polyubiquitination; positive regulation of proteasomal ubiquitin-dependent protein catabolic process; ubiquitin-dependent protein catabolic process. Gene Ontology annotation, cellular component: ubiquitin ligase complex; cytoplasm. Gene Ontology annotation, molecular function: ubiquitin conjugating enzyme binding; ubiquitin protein ligase activity; zinc ion binding. The transcript is spliced from 7 exons. The record is from RefSeq and is a predicted model, not a curated record. Bases 26 to 1588 code for a protein of 520 amino acids.
UGGUGCUCGUCAUUUGACUGCGGGAAUGGACUUGGAGGAGCAAGAAAAUGAACUGCUUGCUCUCCACAGUAUCUUUGGGUCAGAAGACUUUGUUCGCCAUGAAUCCAAGUCUGCCGGAGAAAUACGAGUUUCAGUGGAGUUACCGUCGGGAUAUUUGCUGUCACUAACGGAUGGUGAAGCAUUGAAGCAGUACGUGAUAUCAUUCCUUCCUUCACUGAUUUUAACCUUUGAACUCCCUGAUGAUUACCCCUCUUCCUCUCCUCCUUCCUUCACUCUUUAUGGUAGCUGGCUGACUCAUAAGCAGCUUGCAGCUCUAGGAGCUCACCUUACUGAUCUCUACCAAGCUGCCGGAGAUGUGGUUCUCUUCUCCUGGAUACAAUUUCUAAGAGAAGAUACUAUAACAUUUCUCAACAUCAAUUCGGGUAUGGAGCUGUCCAACGAGCCCAGUACCCCAUACAACAGUCAAGAAACAAAAGAUGUUGCAUUCUCAGAACAGAAAAGUCAAAAUACCCGGACUUCAGGAUCCAAAGAUGACGUUUCGUUUUUUCUUGUUAAUGAAUGGACAGACAGUAGCAAUGUUGAUACUCGGGAGUGCGCGACCGCAGACCCCUGCAAGAUGGACCGAAUUAAUAUAACAUCAUCAUGUGCUGAUGACAAAACAUGUGGAAAAGGAGCUGGAGACAAAACAAGAGACACUUCCGAUGAAAACCGACCCUUCUCUCGUCCCACACUGACUCCAGCGCAAACUCUCCUGUCUGAGAUACUGAGCCACGAUGCAGUCCAAGGACAGAAAGUUUUUCAAAGCACAAUUUAUAACUGCGCUGUGUGUUUCAUGAGCUACCUGGGUUCAGAAUGUGUUCAGAUACCAGAGUGUGGUCACGUCUUCUGCCGGGCCUGUCUCGCUGAGUUCUGCAAGGUCCAGAUAACAGAGGGAAAUGUCCGUGGUGUCACCUGUGCUCAGGCAGGCUGCACAGCCUUACCCACCCAAGCACAAGUGAAGAGUCUGGUCGGAGAAGAACUGUUCAGACGCUACGAUCAUCUUCUUUUGCAAUCCACCCUGGACUGUAUGGCAGAUGUGAUGUACUGUCCACGACCCUCCUGUGCAUCGCCUGUUGUUCUGGAGGAGGGCAGCUGUUUGGCGCUCUGCUCCGUCUGUGGCUUUGCCUUCUGCGUUACCUGCAAAAAGACCUACCACGGAACGAAUCGUUGCAGGCCAAUUGGACUGACAAAGACCCAGCGAAAAAAUGACCCAGAGCAAGGCAAUGCACACCUGCCCCGAUCUCUCGUGGGCAUGAAGGCUCUUUGGGAUGACUAUGCCAGCGGCAGUGAGCAGAGGAAGCGUCUGCUCGAGAGCCGUUAUGGUCAAAAUGGUCUGUUUCUCACUCUUGAAGGCUGCUUAAGUGAGCAUUGGAUUGCUUUCAAUAGCAAAAACUGUCCGUGGUGCUUCUGCAGGAUACAGAAAAACGAAGGGUGCAACAUAAUGACGUGCUCUCAGUGUAGACAAUUGUUCUGUUGGGCCUGCCUGACCAGGCUUCCACACGGGACUGUAUAUCAACACUUUCAGGACAGUGCAUGUUCUCGCUACUAGUGUGACCAAGAGCCUCAGAUCGUUUGGUGAUCUGAGUGAAUGUGUGGUUGAGUUUAGCUAGUUACUAAAUCCAAGGGGUCACUUUCUUUUUCUUCCCUGUCCUGUGAAUUAUUAAAUGUUAUAAAAAUAUGAAAGCAUAACUCUUCGUAUGGUAUUAGUGUGAAGAGACUAUGCACAUGGAUGAAAUUUUUGGUAGUUAUUUGUUAAUGAAAGUAAAACCCACAGUGCUCACAGAAAUAACCUGAAUCUGACAAUAACCUGAUGAAAAUCAGGCAUUGCUUCUGAAUUGUUGUUCAACUGAAAUAUUUAAUUGAAAAAAAAUCAUGGAACAGGCAUGAACGUAAAUGAUGGUAACCAUCCAUUUUAUGAGCCGCUUAUCCUCAGAAGGGCUCAUGAGUGCUGGAGCCAAUCCCAGUAGUCAUCGGGCAGGAGGCAGGGUACGCCCUGAACUGGUUGCCAGCCAAUCACAGGGCACAUGGACACAGACAACAGUCACACUCGCAAUCACACCUAGGAGCAAUUUAGUGUGUCCAGUUAAUGUGAGAUGUUUUCGGGAUGUGGAAGGAGGCCGAAGUGCCUGAAGAAAACCCACGCAGGCACGGGGGAAACAUGCAAACUCCACACAGGCAAGGCUGGGCUUGAACCCUGGGGCCCUGAGGCCAACGGUUUACAGCUGCUCCAACGUGCCGCCUGUCUAGUUUCGGUUUAUUUAAAAAAAUAUACUUUACUUUGACUCUUUGGUUUUUGGAUUGUUUAGUUUUUUUUAGUUUCAAAUUAAAUAUUUUUUGAGAUUCCUGGAUUCCUGCCUUGCAUCCCCACUUCCCUCCACUUGGGUCCUCCACACCUUGCAGUACCUUCCUCACCAUCACCAGCCUCGACUGUGACAAUUUGUUCUGUAUACAAUCAGUAGUACCACUGACUUGUGACUGUUGUUUGUUACUGUUCUUACUAUACUGUACUCUACUCACUGUUCCUCCGAUAAGUACUUAAUUUACUUUCUGUUAUAGAUACUUACUAUUAUCAACUCUAGUGAUUAGCAGCCUUCCUGAAAGAAGUACCAGUAAUAGAAAUAAUGAGUCAUGGUAAGUGCAGCGGAAAAUAACAGUUUCACAUAACAAUGUUGUUUAUUCUAACCUUGGACUAUGCGAGGUGAAAGAGAAUAUAAUUGCUAUAAUAAACAUUUCACAUCGGUUAUUAUUAUAA